GAAAAAGAGAGAGAGUAGAAAUAUCUAAUAUAAAAAAAAAAAGAGAGAAAAAGAAAGAGAAAUAAAAUAAAAGUAUAGAAACGCGAAGGAAAUACAUUCGCAUAGGUAAAGUCAGCACUUUGAAUGAAAUCGAAAGUCGAACGAGAAGCUAUAAGGGGGAAAGCAAGCUAGUAUCGAUAACCUUGAAGGGAGAAUAAUAUCCUCUCGUGUAGGUGUCUGUUGUUUGUGUGUAAGUAACAUUGAAAAAUACAUCAAAACUUGCACACACGUAUAGUAGAUUCACUUCGGACACGAGACAGUUCCUUUGAAAAGAAGAUUGCGGAGAGCUGGUAUAAGCGAUAAGAAAGAAAGAAAAAAGAAAAGAAAGAGAGAGAGAGAGAGAGAGAGAGAGAAUAAAAGAAGCGUAAGAGAUUUUUCGAAGUGGAUUUAUAGAAAAGUGGAAAAAAAAGAAAAAAGAAAAAAAAUAAGAGGAUAUGUGCCGGCGUAGAAAAGCGUGCAACGAGGAGAAACCGGCCGGUAAGGAUAAUGCUGAUGAAGGGAGAUGAGAUUGGAGUUAAGGAAAAUAGGAAAAAGAAAGAAGACAGGAAAAGAAACGAGAGAAGAAGGGAACAGGGGGAGGGGAAAGAACGGGAAAUCGAGGUGAGGAAGAAGCGAUCCAGCCAUGUCAUGGGAGUCUAUUUCGUCCAGGGAUUACCUUGGUGGAUCGGCGAGUCAUCAAUUAUCGGCAACCGCUUUAUUGGGUAGCCCGGAUGGCUCGAGACAUCCUCUCGAUGUUUGCGAAUUCGCGGAAGAGGAUUAUCGUCAUCAAAAUGGUAGCGGGAAUGGUCAUUAUCAACAUAACAGGCCGGGUACUGGUUUAUGGGAGUGUCUCGUAGGAUGCAGGUGGAGAUUGGAUCAACAAUUAGCUCGUCGAAGGGUAGAGCAAGGAUUGAAAUUGUAUCGUGCUCACAAACAGCAAGCAGCCGUAAGAAAAUGGAGAGGUGCAUUGAAAAGUAUUCGUCAACGCGAGGACAAAUUCGCCCUUUUGGGUUACCUAUAUCAAGCCUAUAUGGAUUGGGGAAAGUACAGAGACAGCAUCGACUUUGGUCACAGACAACUUUGCAUCUCCGAAGAACUGGAUUCGCCUAACAUGCGAGCAGAGGCUUAUUUGAAUUUGGCCAGAGCCCACGAGAGAUUAGGUGCAUUGGACAGAGCUUUGGAAUAUGCGAGACACAG
Molecule: messenger RNA, 1215 nt
Organism: Polistes canadensis
Lineage: Eukaryota; Metazoa; Arthropoda; Insecta; Hymenoptera; Vespidae
Product: 43 kDa receptor-associated protein of the synapse homolog
Biological process (GO): chemical synaptic transmission
Molecular function (GO): protein-membrane adaptor activity; acetylcholine receptor binding
Source: RefSeq, a predicted model, not a curated record